This is a messenger RNA of Leptonychotes weddellii (Weddell seal), 2595 nucleotides long. The record is from RefSeq and is a predicted model, not a curated record. NCBI's taxonomy places the organism in Eukaryota, Metazoa, Chordata, Mammalia, Carnivora, Phocidae.
GCUCCACGCUCUGGGGAAACAUCUCAGACCAGUACGGCAGGAAAACAGGUGACACUGUACGCUGAGUUCCUUCCCAUGAAGGCCAGAGCUAAGUGUAUUUUGCUGAUUGAGGUCUUCUGGGCCAUCGGGACAGUGUUCGAGGUCAUCCUGGCUGUGUUUGUGAUGCCCAGCCUGGGCUGGCGCUGGCUACUCAUCCUCUCGGCUGUCCCUUUGCUCCUCUUUGCGGUCCUAUGUUUUUGGCUGCCGGAGAGCGCAAGGUACGAUGUGCUGUCCGGGAAUCAGGAAAAGGCCAUUGCCACAUUAAAGAGGAUAGCAACCGAAAACGGAGCCCCCAUGCCGCUGGGGAAACUCAUCAUCUCCAGACAGGAAGACCGAGGCAGAAUGAGGGACCUUUUCACGCCCCAUUUUAGAUGGACAACCUUGUUGCUGUGGUUUAUAUGGUUUUCCAAUGCGUUUUCUUACUAUGGAUUAGUUCUGCUCACCACUGAGCUCUUUCAGGCAGGAGAUGUCUGCAGCAUCUCCAGCCAGAAGAAGGCAGUAGAAGCAAAAUGCAGCCUGGCCUGUGAGUACCUGAGUGAGGAGGAUUACAUGGACCUGCUGUGGACUACGCUCUCUGAGUUCCCAGGUGUCCUUGUGACUCUAUGGAUUAUUGAUCGCCUAGGCCGCAAGAAGACCAUGGCCCUGUGCUUCAUCAUCUUCUCCCUCUGCAGCCUCCUGCUGUUCAUUUGUGUUGGAAGAAACAUGCUCACUCUGUUACUCUUCAUUGCAAGAGCAUUUAUUUCUGGAGGCUUCCAGGCAGCCUAUGUUUACACACCUGAGGUCUACCCCACAGCAACUCGAGCCCUGGGCCUGGGCACCUGCAGCGGCAUGGCAAGAGUGGGUGCUCUCAUUACCCCGUUCAUUGCUCAGGUCAUGCUGGAAUCUUCCGUGUACCUGACGCUGGCCGUGUACAGCGGCUGCUGCCUCCUGGCUGCCCUGGCCUCCUGCUUCUUGCCCAUCGAGACCAAAGGCCGCGGACUACAGGAGUCCAGCCACCGGGAGUGGGGCCAGGAGAUGGUCGGCCGAGGGACGCAUGGCGCAGGCGUCACCAGGUCGAACUCUGGCUCUCAGGAGUAGGGACCGAUGCGGGGCUGAGCUGGCCUUUGAGGCUGUCGAACGCGGGGAGCUAGUGGAGCCCGGCUGGGGCACCGACCGUCACUGCCGACGUCAAGAACUCACCCAGAAGGACAACCUGGACCAACAGGGUUUUGUGUCUUGACUCCGUUUGCUCAUAUUCAUCGAGAUCCACCUGGGGGUGGGGAGGCAUUUGCUCGGGGGGUCCUCUGGAUGUGUGGGGGAGGCUUGUUAAUAACCUGUGGACCUGCAUGGGAAAACUGCCACAUUGGGAGUGGCCAGUGUCACUGGUAGCCAACCAGACGCCACCCAGAGUCAGCCAGUCGCCACCCAGAGUCAGCCAGUCACACCCUUGGUGAACAACCACCUACACAUCUCUGUAGAUACAGUCCAGGCCCAUAGCCCGGUGUAGACCGGCUACCCAGGGACUCAACACCUGCCGUCCACCAACAGGACCUGUUUCAGAGAUUUCUCCUCCACCCCUGGCCCCAGGUUUUCUUCUUUGAAAUUGCAGGUGACCCGGCUGUGGCCUGAACAGCUUGUUCCUGGGUCUGAGAGAUGCUCUCUCAGAAGGGGCCCCUUGGUCUGCCUCCCCAGGGCCGGACUAGUAGAGACUCUGGCAGAUGGACAUGCAUUUGAACUUGAGCCAUGUGUCCCCUCCUGGUCCCCUCUGGAGUCGCUCUCUCUGGCUCCAGCGGAUUCACGUGUCCGUGGGGACAGUUGGACUUCUACCAGAUGACCACCUCAGAAAGCUGUCGUCCUCCCUCUCCCCCAGGAAUUGGGGACAGAGGCCAGAGGAGGUGAGGAUAAAGCCCAAAGCCAAAGUAGGGGGGCUUCCCCUUCAGAAGCAAUGAAGGCUGCACCAGGGGCUUCUUUUCUGACCCCCUUGUCGGUCAGGUUGGUUGGUGACUCUUAAAGAAAGAAAAACAGUUAACUCAGGUUUCAGUGCUCUGGGUGUUGAGGGUGGGUAACUGUCUACGUGGGCAGAGAAACUGAAAAGAUGCUGCACCAACCACCCACUCCCAUCAGGGUCAGGGAACCAGGAAUCCUUCCCCCCUUGGUUUCUUGCUUACCCCUGCUGUCAAGGGCUGGCUUGGUGUUUACAUAGAGGCAGCUCCUGGGGUUCCAGCAAUAGUUCUCUGCCACUGUUGGGGAGGAACGGGAGGGCCCAGAUGUGUGACGUGUGUACAUUUGCAAAGGGAGAGAGGGCAGUCUGUUAGGUUUGGGGUUGGCCUCGAUUGGAAGGGCUGAUGCCAUUGUCUCAGCCGACAACAUCCACCUCCAGGACUUGGUUUCCAUGAGCCCUUUCCCCAUCAUGAAGGCAGGGAACCUAGCGGAGGAGAGGGGAGGCUGCUGGAUCCCAUCAAAGGCCAGAGAAGACUGACCUUCUGCGUGGAGAUGCCUGCUUGAAGUAAACAUUUUGAGGAAGCCAAAUGUGUACGUUCAUCUCUUAUUAAAACAUGUUGGUGGUGGACAUUGUAA